UAUGUUGAUCUAGGGUGUAUGGUAUUCUGGUGUACUUGUUAAUGGCAUUAAACUGUAAUGUCGCACAUCUGCUACACACCUUAAUAAAAUAACAUGAAAUUAACUGUUGCAACGUUAGGUGCCGUUGUAGCACUUAGCGGUUCUAUUGCCAAUGGCAAUCUUACAGCUCGUGAAUCAUUGAAGGCAGUAGACACUGCUGAUCGUGUCGAUGAGAAAUUCGACGAGGUAGUUUUCGAGGUGUCAAUGUCAAUAAAAAAUGCCGUGAAUGAUGCAUUGUCCUUUUGUGCCAAGAUUGGAACAAUCAUUUGGUUUUCUGACGCAGAAAUCAAACAAUCUACUAAUCCAGCAGCAUUGUUUGACAUUGUGAAAACUAAAUUUGGCGCAAGGGCUUUCGAUCCUAUUUUAGACAAGAAUUUCAAUACAUUGCAUCGUCUAUCUGCACUUGCUCGUUUGUUAUGCCAAGGCAAGAUUUUGUUAAUCGAGAACAAUGUGCAGAAUGAAACCAAGAAUGUAACUGUCGUUACUGAAUUGGAUUCGAAUUUUGUCACCAAGGACCAGCUUUCUAAAUUAGACUCGUCCACUACAGAAUUGUCCCUAUUCCUUAACGAAGGUCAAUGCCCCCUUGAAAGCGAUUCUGAAUCUAUUGAUUUGGGUAACGACCCAGAAGGUGACAAAUUCCGAGACCUUGCAUUUUCCGGCCUUGAAGUUGCUGAUAACCCACCUGAGGACACUGCUAACGAGCCUUUGAUAGAGCCUGAGAAAGCUCAGCCAUUGACCGAGGAAGGCUCCACACAGAGUGAGUCAACGGACGAACCCACUACUGAAUCCACAACCAAACCCGAUGAAACUCCAGAAGCCGAAGGCAGUAGUGCUGAGUUCACUCUCCAGACUCCUGAGCAGGAGUCUAACUUCAUGAAUCGCAUUGAACAGGUGGACGCUCAAGAUCACCCUGGUGAAGAUCUUAAGCCAAUUAAGAUCACUCUGAAGGCUCACGUAACCGAUGCAGGUGACACCGAGCACCUGGACGUGGUGACAUCAGCUACUGUACUUGUUACGGAAACCACUAUCAACAAUUGCCAGGAAGAGCAUUUGUACAAGUGUAUCGAUGCAAUUCGCCAAAAGCUGUUUGAUCGUUAUGAGGAUGUGGUAUCUAAAGAUUUCAUGAGAGGUAAAUUCAUCAGUUUGUUACAGUGCCUCAUGCUCCGCAACGAUGUAUACGCCUCGAAGGUCAACACUGAAGCUGAAAUUCCUGAAAUAGAUGUCUUCAUCCCAUCCUACACCACCAAUAUGGGUAACUUCCCUGAAUGGAAAAAGAUGUUCUGUAACCUGGAGUCUAAUAACAAGCGCGUAACCAUGGAUAUGUCUGCUGCUACAGAGCCGUUGCGUAAACGUGAAGAUUCACAGAUUGUAGCUCUUAGCCAUGGGUAUCCCGUUGACAAGUAUGAGAAGGAAUUCAUUGAGGGACAUCCAGAUCUCCCUUUAGAAACCCCUGAUGAUAAUAAAGUAAGUCGUAAAAGUGAGCCUGUCACAACCGAUACUGACUCUACUCCCGAACAAAGGAAGAACGUCAAGCCUGAAAACCACCAAGAUAUGCAGCGUGUCUUAUCUCAAUAUGAACUUGCCCUAAGUCAGGUUCCUAAGGAAAUUCAUGGUUAUCAGUUGAAUUUUAAGGAUGUUGAGGAGUACCCUAAUUUGCAGAAAAUCUGGCGUUUGGGUCUGACUACAAUGAAUUUAAUGAAGCCUGAAGAUGAGCUCAAGGAUUUCUUGGAAAAACAUACGUUCACCUACGACCAGUUGAAGGAGUUAUUCAAUUUCGCAUACGGUGUGAUUGCCAUUGAGCAGUAUGAAGCUGCCAAGGCUUUCUACGAUAGUGCUAAUAUCCCAAAGGAAGCCCUUGAAACGGGUUUAACUCGUGUGAAGAAUUUAUUUGUCUCCCAUACAGGUACCAAUAUCACUAUGUUACCUCCAGUGGUUAAGCAAACUGCCCAUAUGUGCCCAAUCAAAGACAUGAUUAUCUCGUUAUCGACUGACGAUUUAAUCGAUAGAAUCCACGUUAUGAUCGGUACAUGGCUGGACGGUUACCAGGGUGAGGAAACACCCGAAGGCAACUUCCAACUUGCCACAUUGUGUUCCACUGCAGCUAUACUGGUUCAGCAGUGGAGAUAUAUGCAAUUGUCACAAGGCUACCGCGAGGAUGGUGAUGCCUGGAUUCUUUUGAUGCAGUCAUUCUCUCGUAUGGGACAAAGUCCAAGUGAAACCCCUGAAGUCCGUGAGAAGUAUAAGAGUUUUAUUAACAGCAACGCUGCAAAGGUUUGCAGGAAGUACAUGAACCAAGCUGGUAUUAUCGCUCACAGCCCUUACAAGGGCAUUACUAGGAACAUCGACCCGUUGUCCUUGACUGGUGCCGUCGGUAACGUGCUUGACCAGAAUAUGGAAGCUAGCCCUGCGGAAAUUAUCACAGCAAUGCGCGAUUACUUUACAAUGGCGAACAAAAAGAACCGUGUGAGCAAUGCUAUGGCUGUAUGCCUGUCCAUGCAAAUGCUUACCAGGAUGAAUAGCUGCCUUUCGGUGGACAACUCUAAUGACUACUCAUUGUACAAGUUAGCACUCUUCAGCAAAGACAUGUCUGAUGUCCUGGAUGGUUUUACCUCGUCAAAUGUACACAUUGACGGUAACGACAGGGCUCAACUACCUUUUAUCCAAAUGGCAUGUGACCGUCGCGACAGUGUGGUAGAGGAAACGUUUGAAAAAUUGUUCAAGAUGCUGUCCACCGAAGGCAAUACCAUACUAAUAGAGACUCUCGACGCUCGCAACUACAUUCACCCUGAGGUCGAUGAAAACGGUAUGAUUGCUCAACUUCCCGGUAACAGCGAAUGGGAUGAUAACGGAUUCGUACCUCUUGAAGAUGUGAAAUCUCUGCAAAGCUCUGAGGAACCCGAUAAUGCUCUGGAACCUAACACUGAGAAAGCUGAAUCUAAGCCUUCAUUUCUUGAGCUUCAUGGCCAUAGCAUUGAUGAUGUAAUACCCAGCAAUACUUCUCCCGAAAUUGAUAACAUCAACAGACUUUUGCAUGGAGAUAUGGAUAACGCCAGUAGAAACCAUCGUAUGUCGAUAUAUGAUAAGAUAAUGAGCGGAUACAAUCCAUAUGGCAUUGCUAACCCGGCUGAUGUAAGGACUAUUAACUUCGAGUUCCGCAUGAUUCCAAAGUUCGAUGAUGUUGACCUCAAGACUAUGAGCGUACCACUCCUGUUCUUGAAGGAUGAAUCUGAUUACUUGCGUAACCUUCAUGUUCAUGACUACCCUAUCGUAUUAAUGCGCAAGCUUGAGGAUCGCAUGGACAAGAUGCGCCUUGAAGUCCCUGUCCAUGAUAUGUUCAACCAUGCACGCGCAAUCGCCAACCUUGAGAACAAGAAGGAAGUAACUCUAUCACUAAACAAACACAUGCUAGAGAUGAACAAGCGUUUGAAUGACUACAAGCAGCUGUUGAACAUCAUCAAAGACUUGCCACACGACGGUUACUACUUUGAACAGGCUGAUGGUAUGGAAUUGCCAAGACAUGACAUUGGUAAAAUAACCGCCGACGCUCUUGUCAUGGGCUACACCGAUCCUCACACUAUUGUGAUGCAAAUCAUUGACCCUGUUAUGUUUGUAGACGAUCCAUCGUUGUUCGUGGGUUAAUGGAUUACAUUUCAGAUAUAGGUUGAUGCAUAAGGUUAACGCACUCUCAUUGUGUGGUGACAUAAAUAUUGUCAUUCUCUAGCAUCAAUGAUGUUAAUAGCAAUGCGUAUGACGACUGUGUCGUUAUUUGGUACUGCAUUGAAAUUUGAAUUACCGCCAUCGCAUGAGCGUUUUUACCGAAGCUGCCAGUGACCGCUUCAGCGUAAUCACUAUUAUGAAGUAUAAUUAUUAAGUAUA
Messenger RNA from Babesia bovis T2Bo, 3915 nucleotides. RefSeq lists its product as uncharacterized. Lineage: Eukaryota; Apicomplexa; Aconoidasida; Piroplasmida; Babesiidae. The coding region runs from base 94 to 3678 and encodes 1194 amino acids. The record is from RefSeq and is a predicted model, not a curated record. The transcript is spliced from 3 exons.